Messenger RNA from Lachancea thermotolerans CBS 6340, 3687 nucleotides. It is a transcript of the gene SMC1, whose product is annotated as cohesin subunit SMC1. The transcript has a single exon. Bases 1 to 3687 code for a protein of 1228 amino acids. Lineage: Eukaryota; Fungi; Ascomycota; Saccharomycetes; Saccharomycetales; Saccharomycetaceae. Gene Ontology annotation, biological process: sister chromatid cohesion. Gene Ontology annotation, molecular function: ATP hydrolysis activity; protein binding; DNA binding. Gene Ontology annotation, cellular component: nucleus; cohesin complex; chromosome. The record is from RefSeq and is a predicted model, not a curated record.
AUGGGCCGGUUACUGGGCAUCGAGCUAUAUAAUUUCAAGUCAUACAAGGGGAAGGUCAGUAUCGGGUUUGGAGAGUCUAAUUUUACUAGUGUUAUUGGCCCCAAUGGAUCGGGGAAAUCAAACUUGAUGGACGCCAUAUCUUUUGUGUUAGGGAUGAAAAGCAUUCAUUUGCGCUCACAUACACUGGCUGAUCUUAUAUACAGAGGAACUUUACAGGACGGUGAUGCCGACAGCGGAUAUUCUGAGACGCAUGACAAUGAGAAUAACCCAUCAUCGGCAUAUGUGAAAGCUUUCUACAGCCCAAGUGGACAGGAAAAUGAUGUUGCGGAGCUAACAAGGACUAUCACGUUAUCACAAGAAAGCACGUACAAAUUAAAUGGCGAGACGGUGAGCCAUAAAAAAUACUGCGAUUUUCUGGAGAGUGAGAACAUCCUUAUCAAGGCACGCAACUUCUUAGUUUUUCAAGGAGAUGUUGAGCAAGUUGCUUCACAGAAACCUCGUGAGCUCACAACUCUUUUUGAGCAAGUCUCUGGAUCGAUUCAAUAUAAACAAGAGUAUGAUCGACUAAGAGAAGAAUUGGAAAAGGCAAGAUCUGCCACUUCUGAGCUGAUUCAAUCAAGAAAGCGCGCAAACAUUGGUCUCAAAAGUUUCAAAGAAGGAGUUAACAAAGACGAGGAGUAUCGCAAACAUCUCGAGGAACGCAAUAAGCUCCAACAACAGCUUAUUGUUUGGCAGCUCUUUCAUUUACAAGCCAAAAGAGAUAGUUUAACAGAGAGCUUAAAAUCUUCACAAAGAGAGCUCCAAAGCUUAGACUCCGAGCUUAAUAGCGAGGAACAAAUAGUGGCUAAAAAAAAGCUAUCUUACGCGAAGAAACAGACGCUCGCUGCUAAGCAAAGAACGAGGCUAUCAGAUAAAACCAAGAAAGUUGAUCAUCUUACUUCUUCUCUGCUACCCAUAAAGAGUUCAAAAGAGAGCAUUGAUAAAAGACUAUCGGCUGCUGUGACAAAAAUAGAAUCCUUACAAAGGGACAUUGACCGGCAGGAGUCAUUGGUAAAACAAUACGAGCAUCAAUUGAAGGUUGUGAACAAGGCAAAGACAAACUUUCAAGCUGAAAUUGACGAAUCUGCUAAAUCUAGUGGGGACUUCAAACUCAAUGAGGCUAAUCUCAAAAGAUAUGAGGAUUUAAAAGAAACAUUUCUGAGUUCAGGUGGUUCAGAAUUAGAAGACAAACUUCUUUUAGAGAAAAAUGAGUCGCAAGAGAUUUCUGAUGAAAUUGAACUGUACUCUAGGCAAUUAGAUGCCUCAAGGUUGAAAGUGAACGAGGAGCUUGGCGCUGAGAAAGAGGCUUUAGAGAAUGAAGUUUCCGAGCUUACCAAAGAACUGAGUGGGAAAACAUCUCAGGUAUCAGCUGCCGUUAAAAAGUUAAAAGAGCUCCAGUCAAGAGCAGAAUACAACAACAACAGAGAGUAUGAGGUCAGUUUCAAACUGAAGGAAACUCUCACUAAGCUAGACGACAUGAACGCUACUCAAAGGGAGACUGCAAAAGAAAGAAAACUUAGGGAAAACGUAUCUAUCCUAAGAAGGCUUUUUCCUGGAGUGCGUGGCUUGGUCCACGAGUUAUGUCGUCCGAAAAAAGAGAAAUAUACCGUUGCUGUAUCAACAAUUCUUGGAAAGAGUUUCGACGCUGUUAUUGUGGAUCAUUUCUCUGUUGCCCAACAAUGCGUUUCAUUCCUCAAAAAGCAACGCUCUGGUAUCUUAUCAUUCAUUCCGCUGGAUACUAUUGAUGUGAAUAAAGUUUCCAUGAUGGCCCUCGAUACAAAAGGGUGUACACUUGCUAUUGAUGCGAUCGAUUACGAGCGUGACUUGGAGAGGGCAAUGCAAUAUGUUUGCUCGGACUCCAUCAUUUGCGAUUCGUUGGCUAUAGCAAAGGAUCUCAAGUGGAGACGUAAUGUCAGAGCAAAACUUGUGAGUCUGGAUGGAUCAAUCGUGCACAAGGCUGGCCUCAUGACUGGAGGAACAACUAAAAGCUCCGGAAAUAGGUGGGAUAAAGAGGAAUACCAGGGCUUAAUGUCUUUGAAAGAUACCCUGCUAGGUGAAAUAUCAGAAUUAUCUUCUGCAAACACAAUAGAUUCUGAGAGAAUAAGGAGUACUGAAAACGAACUCUCCUUUUUAAAUUCGGAUGUCAUGAGCUUGAGAACUCAGCUUAACCAAGUAAAAAGAUCGCUAAACGAAAAGGAAACUGAGAUUCAGUACCAGCAAGAGCUAAUAAAAGGUGAGUUUGAGCCCAAAAUUCAAUCAUUAAAAGAGGCGAUGACUGCGCACGCCAAAACGACAGCUAGGUUUGAGGAAGAAAAAGAUCGCUUAUUAGACUCUGUCUAUGCUGACUUCGAAGGAGACAUCGGGUUCAAGGUUUCGCAAUAUGAGAAGCACUCAGGAGAAAUGAUGAGGAGGCAGUUAGAAGACUUGAGGAAGCUGCAAAUGCAGAUUGCAGGCAUAGAAAAAAAGCUUGAGUUUGAAACCGAGCGCCUGCAAUCCACGCAAGAGCGUCAACAAAGAGUACAGGUUGACAUUGAAAAAGCGAAAAUCAAGCUGGAAGCCUUGAACUCUGACGAGCAAAGAAUAACGGAUGAAAUACAGGGUGUGGAGCUCACCAUCAAUGAGGAACAGACACGUUUGGAUAACCUACAGAACGAAAUUAAUAAGGAUUUAGUAGAGCUCAACUCUUCAGAAGAAACAAUUCAGGAAGCUACCGAACACUUGCAGUCCGCCAAGCGCAUGCAUGAGGCUCUUGCUGAAGAUAUUGACAAAAAUUCUUUAGAAAAAGCCAAUGUCCUCAAGAACUGCAAAAUGCUCAAUAUUAAGUUACCUGAUGGAUCAUCCUCGCUUGAAAGAGUACCUCUUGAUGGGGUGAGUGACGCAACAAUUGAAGCAGCUAAUGCAGUCUUUGUGAAUUUCACGAGGUUGAAUAGAAGGCUCAAGCAGAGCGGCGAAGCUGAAACUGGGAAUGAACUCCAAAGGUCUAUAGAUGAGUUGAAUGAGCUCCUCACAGUCCUGCAACCUAAUUCAAAAGCGGCUGGGCGGUACGAGGAGGCCAAGGUCAAGUACGAAAGCAUUUUCAAGGAAACAGAGAAAUGCAAGACGAAAGAAAAGAAAGUCAAUGAGCAGUUUGCUAAAAUUCGGAGGUUAAGGAAAGAUGCGUUUGAAAGCGCUUUUGAUCAUGUUAGCAAUGCUAUCGAUGAUGUAUACAGAGAGCUUACUAGGGACCCGCAUUCCACCGCUGAGCUGGCAGGUGGGAAUGCUUCUCUUACUUUGGAGGAUGAAGACGAGCCGUAUCUUGCUGGGAUAAGGUAUCAUGCUACACCGCCUACCAAGCGCUUCAAAGACAUGGAAUUUCUUUCGGGUGGUGAGAAAACUAUUGCUGCUCUUGCGCUUCUUUUUGCAAUUAACUCUUUCCAACCAAGUCCUUUCUUUGUUCUUGAUGAAGUUGACGCUGCAUUAGAUAUUUUGAAUGUGGAGAGGAUAGCAACCUAUAUUCGACAAAGGGCGCUUUCGAACUUGCAAUUUAUUGUUAUCUCAUUAAAAAACACAAUGUUUGAAAAGUCACAGGCCCUAGUUGGAGUCUUUAGGCAGCAACGGGACAACACAUCCAGAGCGCUGACACUGAAUCUCGAAAAUUAUGAGGACUGA